AUGGUUCGCUUCAAGCAUCUCAUUCCCGUCUCUCUCAACCUAUCCGUUGGCAUCGCCGCGGUGGCCUCUUCCUCCUCAUUGUCAUCCCCUGCGAUCCUCGCCGGCCAAGCCAGAAACGCGCUGGCCGACGACAUUGCGCGCCUGCACCAGUCGGUAAGGCGGGCCCGAAGCAUCAUUGAAAUCCGCGACGCCGACGUUUCCGUGUCAACUUCGAAGCUACAAGAGAUUCUCGGCGACAUUAAGGGCCUAGAGAAGCAAGUGACCGCCCUACUGCGGGACGGAGCCGGAGCUGGCGCCAACGACGACGCCAAACAGAGCUCCCAGUCGAGCGACGAGAAUAACUGCCAUGGCUCGGCGGACCAGGUAGGUUCCGAUGACCCCUCGCGCGGGAAGGCUAACUGCUCCAUGAAAGCCGGCUCUGCUGCACGGAAGCCGGAGCAAAAGAGCGCUCGCCAGACAUCCGGGCCGUCGUCGUCGCCGGCUGCGCGCGCUUCGUCGGAUGACGGUGCGUUGACGGGUGCUGUGUUUGACGAAGCCAGUGGUUCCAAGACCUCUACCUCUUCCAGCGUGUCCUCAUUGGCUGCCUCCAAGUACGAUUCCGAGUCCACAGACAGUGGUCGCAACAGCGACAUCUCUCCGAAAGGCUCAGCAGACGACGAGGCAUCUGCAUCUGCCGGAGGCUCAUCCUCUCAGGGUGGAAAGGGUAAGGUAUCGCACGAUACAUCAUCUAACAAAACAGAUGAAGAGUCCGGGCCCGCGCCUCCAUCAGCUACCGAGGAAGACGAUUCGGCGCCCGUGGGCCUCAUGAAGUCGGCGCCGGGAGAAACGACUCCGAGAUUUUUGACGGCGCGCCCUGCCAAGGCACCACAGCAGGCUGUCGUAACUCGGAAGCCUGUGGCGACGGGCUCCGCUUCGCCCAAGGACGGCACGAGGAACGCGGGUCCCAUGACGAUGAGCCUCCGCGAGGAAUUGACCACGACCACCAUCACAAGGACAGGCUCGAGCCGCACAACCGUGAAGAUCACAAAGACACGCACCAAGACAAUCUGGAUGGACUGGCGUACCAAGUCGUCAACCACCAAGGCUUCCCGAACACCCGCCAAGACGAAGCCAGCAACAAGCCCAACCGCCGACGAAGCGGACCGGGACAUGGACCGGGACACUGAGAGAGUCGCAACCCGGGCCCCCAACUUCAGCCAUGCCUCGCCCAAUGUCCUCCCGCAGCAGCUCGCGGGGGGCUUGCAAAGGUUCUCCAACUCGACCAUCAAGCUCUACGUGCCGCUCAAGGCCGAGAGAGUGCUGUUCAGCGGCCACACUAUGGCCGCCGAGACGCCGACGUCGUUGACCCGCGUAAAGGCAGCGCCGCCGGCCAUGGCGACGAGGAAGAGGCUGACGCUGCCCCCGAGUGCCGGCAGCGCCAGGACAAGCUCGCCGCCCCCGAGUGGCUUCAAGACGAUUGCUACAAAGGCAUCCAAGAGGCCCAACGAGACCAGGAAGUGA
Messenger RNA from Hirsutella rhossiliensis, 1500 nucleotides. RefSeq lists its product as uncharacterized. The transcript has a single exon. The record is from RefSeq and is a predicted model, not a curated record. The coding region runs from base 1 to 1500 and encodes 499 amino acids. Lineage: Eukaryota; Fungi; Ascomycota; Sordariomycetes; Hypocreales; Ophiocordycipitaceae.